AUGAUUACUGGCUUAGUUGUAAGUGGGCCAUUCAAUCUACAAUUAAUUGCAAAAGACAACCAACUACGUGUGAUAGAAAUCAACUUACGUGUGUCGCGCUCAUUCCCUUUCGUAUCAAAGACACUAGACUUCGACUUUAUCGCCUCUGCCACUCGAUCUAUUGUCGCCUGCACUGCCAGCAGGCCUCAGACUGGGCGGCAAGUUGAAAAUAGCUCCGAGAUAAUGGUUGGACUCGUCGAGAGUGCUAGUGGCCGUGUUGGCGUAAAGGUUAUCGGCAUUUUCUAUAGGACAUUUUAA
Molecule: messenger RNA, 297 nt
Organism: Protopolystoma xenopodis
Lineage: Eukaryota; Metazoa; Platyhelminthes; Monogenea; Polystomatidea; Polystomatidae
Source: the annotation of a GenBank genome assembly